Molecule: messenger RNA, 1837 nt
Organism: Achroia grisella
Lineage: Eukaryota; Metazoa; Arthropoda; Insecta; Lepidoptera; Pyralidae
Gene: mRpS30
Product: large ribosomal subunit protein mL65
Exons: 5
Coding region: 127-1776 (549 amino acids)
Biological process (GO): translation
Cellular component (GO): mitochondrion; ribosome; mitochondrial large ribosomal subunit
Molecular function (GO): structural constituent of ribosome
Source: RefSeq, a predicted model, not a curated record
AUAAGAGAAGUGCAUGUUAUUCUUAUUUUUCAUGGAAUUAUAUAAACUGAAAAGCGUCGUUUAAUUAAAUUAUCAGCAAUCAGUUUUACAAUAAUAUAGUCUUGUUUAAUUUUAUAUUCAGGAAGUAUGUAUUUAUUCAAAAUUCAUAGAAUAUAUCCAAAACUUGAAAAAUGUAUUGUACGCGGGUACUCUCAACCCGCAAUACUCGAUCAAAAUGAAUAUACUGAAAUACCUGAAUAUCCUGCUAUAGUAGAUACAUCACUCCAAGGCCGGAAAUUAAGAGAAAGAGAAAAACUUCAUGAAAAUAUUAGAAAUAUAAAUACAGUGGAGGAAAAACAGAUAGCUUUAAAUAUGCCACGCUAUUAUGGUUGGAAAUGUGUCAUGCUACAUGAAAAUAAAAUACCUUAUAAUGCUAUGCCAAUGAUACAGUGCUAUACAAGAAGUCAUUUUGUACCAAUAGACAAACUUCCUGAAGCUUACUCAGAAACAGCUUUGACAGCUGAUUCAGUAGUGAAAGAAAUAAAAAGUCUUAUUGAGGAUGCUAUUUGUAUAGAGCAUGAGGGGGUUGAACGUAACUUUGCUGUGACACCAGGAAACCCUUUAAAAUCACAAAAGUCAGAUGCUUUUGCUAAAGUUUUAACAAGACAAAUCAACAGGAUUAUUUCUAAUAACCUUGCAGAUAAAACUAGCCAUAAUUUAUCUGCUCAGGUUGAUUAUGAUGCCCGUCAUGAGGCAUUUUGGUUUGUUGGUGGAGUUGAUGUCCCAUUUAGUGUAAUCAAAUGGAGGCAAAAAUAUCCCUGGCUAAAGGAUCAUCUUCAUGAUCCUGUUGAUAGACCAGCACAAUAUUUAGGAACACCGUUUUUAGCAAUAAGAAGCCAGCUACCAUUAAAACCAAUUGUAGAGUACAGUGAGACAGAAAAGCCAGAAUACAAAGUACCUAAGUUUACAUAUAGACCUGAAACAAUAGGUUACUUUUCUGAAAACAGACAUGGAACAAAUAUUCCUGGUUAUUGGCCUGGUGAUCAUGAUGAGUUUGGAUUACUAUCUUUUCAUGGGCGUGGUCAUAUUCUAGACAGAAAUGUGUCAUUUGGUGCUGAAGAUAAUUUAGAAGCCUUAAAUUGUCAAGCUAUGUUAGCUAGCUUUGGUUGGCUUUUAGCUCAAGCUAAUUACCAGGGCUUCACUACUUAUAAUGAUCUGACUUAUCCCUUAGUAACUCAAACAGUUAUAACUGAUGGCCAAUUGUGGUCAUUUUAUGCCUACCAACUAAAUACAAUUGUUAUGCACAAUGAAAAAAUGGAUGAAAACCCCAAACAUAAUAUUUGUUUUGGUACUAAACCUUUGAAAUUAUAUGAAACAAUAGAAAAUGGGAGAGUUCAAGGUCUUAAUGAAGAUGUCCUAAAAAUAUUAGUACAAUUUUAUUUAAAUACACCAGAAGAGCGCGAGUAUGAUAUGAAACCAUAUUUGGGGAAAGAGGAGCAGGUAGUUGCUGAUAUUGAAGAUGACAAUAAACGAUGUUGGCUAGAAAAAAGAUACAAGCAUUUAGUUUCAAACAGACCUAAACAUUUGUUGUUACCUGAAAUAUAUUUAUGGGAAAGAAUCUAUAAAAUUCAACACAAAACUAGGUUCUUUGAAGCAAAACGAAGGCCAUUUGAAUUAGACAUUAAUCCAUUCAAAAGGCGUUUAGAUGAACAUCUUCCUCCAUACAUACCUAAAGCAGUCAGGCCAUAUCCAAAACAUAAACAGAAAUUUGAGACCACAUAUUAUCCUCGUGUGUAAGUUUUGUGUUAUUAUAGAUGUAGUACUAGAGUGUAAAUAAAUAAAUAUUACGUUUAUUGAA